Trematomus bernacchii (emerald rockcod) is the source of this 4431-nucleotide messenger RNA. RefSeq names its product KIT proto-oncogene, receptor tyrosine kinase b (gene kitb). NCBI's taxonomy places the organism in Eukaryota, Metazoa, Chordata, Actinopteri, Perciformes, Nototheniidae. Gene Ontology annotation, cellular component: signaling receptor complex. The record is from RefSeq and is a predicted model, not a curated record. Gene Ontology annotation, biological process: positive regulation of MAP kinase activity; B cell differentiation; positive regulation of receptor signaling pathway via JAK-STAT. Bases 192 to 3077 code for a protein of 961 amino acids. The transcript is spliced from 21 exons. Gene Ontology annotation, molecular function: cytokine binding; ATP binding; transmembrane receptor protein tyrosine kinase activity.
UGUCUUUAAGCUCCAGUGAGAUCCAGCGGGGGGAGUCUCAGCACACACGAUCAUUAUUGUGUUAGUGCGUCCAGUGCUGUGGAGGGAUCUGCUCAGUGUGCGUGUGAUCUGUUGUUUUUUAAAGCCCAGGAUGGUUAUUCCUGCACUUGAAACGCAUGGAGUAGAGUAAAAGGCUUCAAACCCGCCCAAUCAUGAGAUGCCAUUGGGUUCUAUUUGCCUCACAUUUUGUUUUGCUGCCACUAACAGCGUGGUGCCAGCCAGUCAUCUCCCCUAGUGGACCUCACAUUGUUGUUCCCAAGAGGGGGAAGCUGGAGCUGAGUUGCCAUGACAAUGCCACGAUGUCUGGUGCCCCGUCCAGGUUGAGGUGGCAGAGGGAGCGUGCUCGCCGGCUGGAGGGAGAGGUGGAGGAGGGCAGAACGACCUAUGUCAGGGUGUCAGCAGCGCAGGCCUACCACAUGGGUCGUUAUGUGUGCAUAAACAACAGCACACUGGAACACAGCUCCGUUUAUGUAUAUGUGAAAGACCCCCAGAAUGCCUUCCAGCGCACCAUGGUGAACGUCAUCCUGGUGCGAGAAGGUGAAAACUGCACCCUCCCCUGUCUUGUGACCGACCCUGAAGUCACCCUCCUAGCUCUGGAGAUGUGCGACGGAGGACCUUUGCCCUCUGGUAUGAGCUACCACAGCAACCACCAGCGAGGUGUCAUUAUCAGCAACGUGAGAAAGGAAUAUGAUGGUUGCUUCGUAUGUGUGGGGCAGCUUGAUGGAGCCAAAGUGACGUCCAUCCAAUACACUGUUGAUGUACGACUUGUGCCAGAGGUGCCUCCGGUGAUCACGCUGUCUCACAAAGACCCUGUUAUCCUGAGAAAAGGAGACGAGUUCAAGAUCACCUGUAGUUCCUCUAACGUCAACACGGACUUCAGUGUCAAGUGGGAUUUCCCCUCCACAGCGCAUCCCAUGGAAUUCCAAUCCUCACACAUCCUGUCUGGUUUCCACGGUGUCGAACGUGUCACCACACUAUUGAUCACGGAUGUCAGCAAAUCCGACUCGGGCACUUACCACUGCCAUGCCCACAACGAGAGAGGCACCAGUGCCACCGCGCUGCAACUGGAUGUCCAAGAUCAGGGCUUCAUAACCAUGUUAGGCAGCCCAGCUCCAGUGCAGGCUGAUGUCAAAGAGGGGGAGAGCCUGAGCCUCAGAGUCGAACUCAGUGCCUAUCCCGCUCCGCGCUCCCUGUCCUGGUCUUACAACGGCAAGCGGCUCCUCAACACCACAGAGCACGUCAUUACCAUACAUCGCCGCAAAUACAGACUCAUCAGCGAGCUCAGACUGGUGAGGGUCCUCGGCUCGGAGGGUGGGAUCUAUAAGUUCUCAGCGAGCCAUGAGGACGCAUCUGUAAAUCAUCCGUUUCAUGUGUACGUCAACAGCAAGCCGAUUAUCAUCGCCCAGGAAGGCCCUGUUGAUGGACAGGUGCGCUGCGUGGCCUCUGGUUACCCAGUCCCUAAAAUCAGCUGGUACUUCUGUGAGCUGCCCCACACGAGGUGCUCACACCUGCCCAAUGCCACCCAAUGGGAGUCCCUGGAUGUCGCCAUGGUGACAGAGUCUGUCUUUGGCAGGAGCGAGGUUGUUAGCCGUCUGAACGUGAGCAAGGAGCACACACACUAUCACACCCUGGAGUGUGUGGCUACUACGGAGGAGGGGGAGGAGGCCUACACACUGUUCUCCAUCAGUGAACGAAUCGUCCCCCAUAAACUCUUCACUCCUCUUCUGACCGGCAUGGUGGCCACUGGCGUCUUCCUCAGCCUCAUUCUCGUGGUGCUGCUCUAUAAAUACAUGCAGAAACCAAAGUUUCAAAUCCAGUGGAAGGUCAUUGAGAGUAUCCAUGGCAACAACUACAUAUAUAUUGACCCCACCCAGCUGCCAUAUGACUCCAAAUGGGAGUUUCCUCGACAGAAAUUACGCUUCGAUGUUCCCACAGGUAAAACUCUGGGCUCUGGGGCUUUCGGAAAGGUAGUGAGGGCCACAGCGUACGGACUCUGCUCUGCAGAUACUGUGACAACCGUCGCUGUUAAGAUGCUGAAACCCAACGCUCAUGCUACGGAGAAAGAGGCGCUGAUGUCAGAGCUGAAGGUGCUCAGUUACCUUGGAAACCACGUGAACAUUGUGAACCUGCUGGGGGCCUGCACCGUCGGAGGCCCGAUUUUGGUGAUCACAGAGUACUGUUGCUAUGGCGACCUCCUUAACUUCCUGCGCAGAAAAAGAGAGCCCUUCCUCAACUCCCAAGUUGGUGAUGGUUACUAUCGCAACGUCUCGAACCAAACAGAGCCUAAAGCAAGUGGAGAGGUGAUUGGUACAGAAUAUGUGACCAUGCGUCCCUCGGAGAAAGAAAGGUCUUCCCAGUCAGCGGAUAUCGAGGAGCUGUCUCUGGAUGCCGAAGAUCUCCUCAGCUUUUCCUACCAAGUGGCCAAGGGAAUGGAGUACAUUACUUCCAAGAACUGUGUCCACAGGGAUCUUGCAGCCAGAAACAUUUUGCUGACUCACGGCAGGGUGGCUAAGAUCUGUGACUUUGGGUUGGCACGAGACAUCACGACUGAUGCCAGCUAUGUGCUCCGGGGCAAUGCUCGUCUGCCGGUGAAGUGGAUGUCUCCUGAAAGCCUCUUCGACUGCGUCUACACCUAUGAGAGUGACGUGUGGUCCUACGGCAUCCUCCUCUGGGAAAUCUUCUCUCUGGGUAACAGUCCGUAUCCUGGGAUGCAGGUGGGCUCAGUAUUUUACAAGAUGAUUCAAGAUGGAAAAAGGAUGAGCAGGCCUGAGUUUGCUCCCAUUGAGAUGUAUGACAUGAUGUUGUCUUGUUGGAGCCACGAUCCUUUGAAGAGGCCUUCCUUCAGGAAACUGGUGGAGAGGACUGAGCUGCUGCUGUCAGAAAAUACCAGGAAUGUGUACCUGAGACUGAGCAACGCUCCAGGUCAUCCCGCGCAGGAGAGGGCGCCAACGCGGCGGCUGAGCUCCGUCUGCAGCACCACAGCUCCCACCCAACCUCUACUGCAAAGCACGGCUGACGUCUUCAUGGACUAUGUCUGACACACAGACACAAACAAACACACACUGACGUAUGCAUAUAAACACUGCUAUCAAACUUACAACCCCCUCCCCCCCCACCUCCCUGAUCAUUGUCACCUCACAAGAGCCAAAUGCACUCUGUAUGUAAACUAAUAACAACACACUCAAACUAACUGUCAAACACUGGACUUCCUGCAUUACACACGCACACACAACACACACCACGCACACACAACACACACCACACACACACACUGUAUAUAUGACCUUGCCCUGGUCUCUCAGUAUUGUCCUCUAUCUAAUCUCCCAUUGCUGUAUUGAUCUCUGCGGUAGGUAUAUCAGGUGCACGUCUAUAUAAAGCAGACUCCAGCGUUAACCGCCACCAGAUCCAAACAACAUCCCCAUCAGCAGCGGCAGGAGUUUGGCUCACAUUCAGCCUUAGAUUGCAUAUUUAAAUGCUUUGGGGAACACAGAGACCUUUGACUGAGGAAAAGAUAAGCACAGUUAGUGAAGUGAUCGGUGGAAUUUAUUUUGUCUCUACGUUUUUACAGGAAUAUUUUUGUCAGUUUGGGUAAUAUAAAGAAAUACAGCACUCUUGUAGGGAGCAGUGGUUUCCAGGAGAACCUGCUGGCAACCUUAUUUCAAUUUUUUCUUUCUUUUCUUAAGAGUUGUGCUUAUGCACAUGUCUACUUCUUGUAUAUGUACAAGAGCAAGGUUAGCAGUUUCCUCAUGUCAUCAGUCUUAAUGCGCUACACUAAAUGGCUGCUGGCUCCACCUGCAAACUUAAUUGUUAUAAUCCAGCCCUCUGCAAGAAAGCAAAUAGUGUAUUUUCCCAAACUCUUAAAAGUCUUAUUAAUUUACUGUUAGAGUCACUAGAUUAACUUGAGUUGUUGUCUGCAAGCCUUACUUAAAACUGGUUUUAAUGGGGCUUGAAAGACAAAAGAUGCCUUAUAGUACCUGAAGCCUCUUUUACAAUAUAACAAAUAAGCCAUAGUGAGGUGGCAUGCAAGCGAUAACUCCUAAAAAACAACAUAAAGUUACCAUAAGUCACAGAAACACUGACUCCCACCUGUGCGUUGUAGCUUUGAAUACUGUGACUAACUGGUGUAUUGCUGUAUGUAUUAUAGGGUUAGCUUUAGUUUAGUCUGUGGCCAGGCGUUUAUGACUGUUUGCUCUUUUGACUUGAUUUAUGUCAAAUAUGUAUGCAAUGUAAAUAUAAUAGAGAUGUGCCUUUAGGUUCUUUUUGUGAAAUACUGAAUGCAUUUGAUUGUGACACUGUUAUUGUCGAGAGCCAGGAUAGUUUCAGUAUGCUGGUUUUGAUACAGUUGGAUUACUUGUAAUAAAGAAAGUACUUGUGAUGGCAGAAACUUAAAAA